GAGAGAGAGAGGGGGAGAGAGAGAGAGAGAGAGAGAGAGAGACAGGAGACAGGAGGAGGAGGAAGAACAGGAGGAGGAGACCAGCCUGAGCCCGGCCCGCGCCCAAGCGUGCAGCGAGUUGGGAAGCCGGGCGCGCCGCGAUGAGCCCGUGGCUCAGUCUCGUGGUGCUUCUCAGCAGCUGGAGCCUGAGGGAGCUGGGGGUGGAUGCGUGCACUUGUUCGCCGAGUCACCCCCAGGACGCCUUCUGCAACUCGGACAUCGUGAUCCGUGCCAAGGUGGUCGGGAAGAAGCUGGUGAAGGAGGGACCCUUUGGGACACUGAUAUACACCAUCAAGCAGAUGAAGAUGUACAGAGGCUUUAGCAAGAUGCCCCACGUGCAAUACAUCCACACGGAAGCUUCUGAGAGCCUUUGUGGGCUCAAGCUGGAAGUCAACAAAUACCAGUAUCUGCUGACAGGCCGGGUAUACGAUGGCAAGAUGUACACGGGCCUGUGUAACUUCGUGGAGAGGUGGGACAGGCUCACCCUGUCCCAGCGCAAGGGGCUCAAUUAUCGCUAUCACCUGGGCUGCAACUGCAAGAUCAAGUCAUGCUAUUACCUGCCCUGCUUCGUGACUUCCAAGAAUGAGUGUCUCUGGACGGACAUGCUCUCCAACUUUGGCUACCCAGGGUACCAGUCCAAGCACUAUGCCUGCAUCCGGCAGAAGGGUGGCUACUGCAGCUGGUACAGGGGCUGGGCGCCCCCGGACAAAACGAUCAUCAAUGCCACAGAUCCCUGAGCUGCCGUCCCUCCCCUUCCCCCUUCCCUCCCUCUUCGGCUGAGCUUCCCUCGGACACUAACUCUUACCAGACGAUGACAAUGAAAUUAGUGCCUGUUUUCUCGCCAAUUUAGCACUUCGAACACUUAAAAGGAAAAGUCUAUGCCAUCAUAAUGAGUUUAUUUUUAAUCACGUUUCCCUCCCCUCCCCCCUUCUUUUUGGCUUUGACAUCACUUGUUUCCACCUGGGGAAAUCUAUGAUGGCUUGCCAGAAAUGAACAAGGAGAGCAAACUUCUUUUAUCAGUGUCUAUAUAAUCUAUAUUUUUUUAGGAAAACAAAAAUCUAAAAACUAUCCCAGUUGGGCAUUGUAAUCCCCCCCCCCCGUCCCUUCCCUUACUCCCUCCCUCUUUCUCCCCAGUGCACAAAUUAUAUACAGACAAGGCAUUUUCUGAAGGGAGGAAAGCGAUAGGAUGGGCCAAGACCAGCAAAGAGACAAAUCCCAAGGCAUGUGGGGAAUUUCAAACCAUGAGGAGAUGGGACUGGAUCCCCCUAACAGCCUCUUGGAACUCUUGUCUGCCUGUAUGAACGAGAGCAUGCACGCCAGAGAGCGUGACAUGAGGGGGAGGUGGGCAUGCUUGUGUGUGCCCCAGCCCUCCCUUACCCACAGGAUUCCCCUCCCCCCAGGCUGGGGGUACUCUCCCUAGAGUGCACAGUUUCAUCGGUGCAGAGCCAGGAGGAAAUGUGCCUGCCUCUUACAGCAGUCCAGGUGAAAGGCUGAGACCUCCAAAAAGUGCUCCUAGAAACUCUGUGGUCUCUGUUUGGCAGGGAGCUUAACAUGUACAUUUAAGAAAUACAUACACACAACUCGUAGCUAGAGUCCUUUAGAAUGUUGCUUAGAGAACACCAUUGCCAAAUUAGCUUUUAGCUCAAAGGGGGAGGGGGGGGAAAUGUAUUAGGUGCACACAUACCUAUAGCCACACAGAGGUAUAAGCUAAGUUUUUACAGGACACAGAAUUACAUUCAAUGCUGUUGAAAUCCUCUUUCUCCCUGCCUUUUUUUGUUUUGACAUUCCAAGUUGUUGGCUUUUGAUAUUAAAUUUUUCAACUCCUGAGAACUCCAGGGCAAGGGCCCAGAGCAUUUAGAACCUCUCCUCCCCACUCCAAGGCUGGUGGCCUCAACAUGGCAGCCGGGGCAAGGAGAAGGGAGAGUUGGAGGUGGAGUGAGCCCAGGUAGGGGAGAGAAUGGAAUCUGCCUCACUCACCUGAUGGAGCAGCCGCGUUCUCAUUGCUUCCAGCACUGGCCGGAUUGUACAAUAUCUCCUUUCCCGGCUUUCCGUGGCUGGGCCCCAUGGCCUACAGUACUCUUCUUCCUUGUCUCCACAGCAUAGCGAGUGGUGUUAGACAUUAGAGAGGUUGACUUUGCUGGGGGCUGGAGGGCUUUUUGUUCUCUUUUGAUUUUUUUUUAAAGAAAACUAUAAUAUAAAUUCUCUUAUUAAAUAAAAUUAUUUUAAGUUUUAAUGCUGAUAAAUAGGAGAUACUGAGAAAAUGGUUGAUGUGCAUUUUACAGUUUUGGGGAUGGUGACAUUUAACACAAGUAUUUCUUUCUUUCUUUUUUUUUUUUUUUAAGAUUAUAGUUAUUUAUCAAACAUGAUUUUGAACCUUCAGUUCAUUCCACUUUAGGAAACAGAGCUGUUCUGCUUUUUGGUUUAGUUUUGUAUUUUAAAUCACCGACAUGAUACUUCUGCAUAUACAUAUACACACAUACCCAAACCCCUGAAGAAAGGCAUUUGAAACAACCCAAGUUUAUGAAUGCCCGUAGUGCCAUUAUUCUGCCUUCUAGUCUUUUUGACUUGGAGAGCAGAAACUUAGAAUCAAGGCAGACAAGGUGGUAACCAGACUGCUGGAGACAACAGCUAUGCCCAAGAAUGAUAUGGCUAGCUGGCCAGUGGUUCCUGUCACCUCAAACUAGAACAUUUAGCCUUUUUGUAGCCCUCUCCACCAGGCUGGCCAAUUGGCUAUCCUGAACUCCAGUUUUUUUCAGGCAUGAGUGGUACCUUCUUUAGAAGGUAGCCAAUCAGGUUGGCCACUGGCCGUCUUAGAGGAUCCUCAGAAUCCCCCUGGUGGUAAUGGAGUGGCUCAAACUAAGACCUCAAAAAAAAGGCAAAUGCUGAAUGGCCUCCAGGGAAGACAGAAGUGAUGGUAGGGGGGAAUCCACCUCUGUCUACCAGCUCCAGACCAGGGCAGAGACAAUGGGGUCUUGGCAAAAAAAGAAAAAAAAAAAAGGAAAAAAAGUCUCUUGUGUGAUGUCCAAGGGUGAUUACUGAGCUUGCUAUAAGCUACAGCUUUGUUGACUACACCUGUUCACUUAAUGUUUAAUUCAAGGUCAUUUAUGUAGCUGAGACAUCUCAGUACUUCAAAUUAUUGUUAAUUUUUUUUGUUUUGUUUUGGUAAGUUCUGUGUUGUAUGUAGGUUGUAAUAUCUGCACAAUUUUUUUUCAAAGCAAAACUAGACUCUUUCCCUCCCCUCCCCAUAUGCCACCAAAUUUUAUUAAUAUUUUGAAAGGUAAAAUAUUUGAUGUGUAGACAGCCAGACUGGCAAAACGUGGAUGAUCAGAGAGCCAAUAACUCUUUGCUUCCAUUGGGAGAAGUGACAUCUGACUUGGGCACGCCCUCGGGUGGCAAGAAUUUUCCUGGUGGAAGAGAGAACAAGGCAGGCCAAAAAAAAAAAAGUUGUGUGACUGG
This is a messenger RNA of Phascolarctos cinereus (koala), 3495 nucleotides long. It is a transcript of the gene TIMP3, whose product is annotated as TIMP metallopeptidase inhibitor 3. The record is from RefSeq and is a predicted model, not a curated record. Lineage: Eukaryota; Metazoa; Chordata; Mammalia; Diprotodontia; Phascolarctidae. Gene Ontology annotation, molecular function: metalloendopeptidase inhibitor activity; protease binding. Gene Ontology annotation, cellular component: extracellular matrix. Gene Ontology annotation, biological process: response to hormone; negative regulation of endopeptidase activity; response to cytokine.